Cucurbita moschata (crookneck pumpkin) is the source of this 1778-nucleotide messenger RNA. Its product is annotated as major extracellular endoglucanase-like. The transcript is spliced from 3 exons. Bases 5 to 1618 code for a protein of 537 amino acids. The record is from RefSeq and is a predicted model, not a curated record. Gene Ontology annotation, molecular function: hydrolase activity, hydrolyzing O-glycosyl compounds. NCBI's taxonomy places the organism in Eukaryota, Viridiplantae, Streptophyta, Magnoliopsida, Cucurbitales, Cucurbitaceae.
UCCAAUGGGAAGCCCUUCUCAAACCCUUAUGCUUUUGGCUUUCAUCUCUCUCUUUUCAUCCCUUUCUAAUUCUUUACCUCUCUCGACCCGAGGGCGAUGGAUCGUCGAUUCGACCACUGGGCGUCGAGUCAAACUCGUGUGCGUUAAUUGGCCUUCCCACACACAGAGCAUGCUAAUCGAAGGCCUGGCUAACAGGCCGUUGAAAGACUUGGCUGAUGAGUUAGUGAGUUUGAAGUUCAAUUGUGUGAGACUCACGUAUGCGACUCAUAUGUUUACUCGCUAUGCUAAUAGGACCGUUGAAGAGAAUUUUGACCUUCUUGAUUUGAGAGCUUCGAAAGUUGGGUUGGCUUCGCAUAAUCCGUUUGUAUUGAAUAUGACCAUUUUUGAAGCUUAUGAAACUGUUGUCGAUGUGCUUGGGACAAGUGGGUUGAUGGUGAUAGCUGAUAAUCAUAUUAGUCAGCCGAGAUGGUGUUGCUCUCUUAACGACGGAAAUGGGUUCUUUGGAGAUCGCUAUUUCGACCCUCAAGAAUGGUUGGAAGGUCUUCGUUUGGUUGCUCGACGAUUUACUAACAAAUCGAAUGUAGUAGCCAUGAGUCUACGAAACGAACUCCGAGGAGCAAAAUCGAGCUCGAAAGAUUGGAACAAGUACAUGACACAAGGAGCAACAACCAUCCACGACAUAAACCCAAACCUCCUCGUGAUCGUUUCAGGUCUAAACUUCGACAACGACCUAAGAUGUCAAAGACACAACCCGUUGCCACUAAACAACCUACACAACAAGCUCGUUUUUGAAGUGCACUUAUAUUCGUUUAGCGGAGCUACCAAAACAAAGUUCAUCACGAACCCACUAAACAAAAUAUGCUCAACAAUCAUCAAUGGGUUUGUGGAGAGAGCUGAGUUUGUAAUGCAAGGAGCUGAGGCAGUUCCUUUGUUUGUUAGUGAGUUUGGGUUUGAUCAAAGGGGUACCAAUGUUGCUGAUGAUAGGUUCUUGAGCUGCUUCGUCGCUCAUCUUGCUAAGACGGAUUUGGAUUGGGCACUAUGGGCUUGGCAAGGUAGCUAUUAUUAUCGACAGGGUCAGGCUCAAUUCGACGAAGUGUUCGGAAUUUUGAAUUAUAAUUGGAGUGGCGUUAGAAACCCUCGUUUUUCUAAGACGUUUCAGCUCUUGCAAACCAUGCUGCGAGAUCCGAAUUCGAAUGCACCAAAUUCUUAUGUUAUGUAUCAUCCACAAAGUGGUCAAUGUGUUCGAGUAAAGGACAUGAUGAGCAAGGAAAUCUAUCUAAACGACUGUUCCAAUGCAAGCCAUUGGAGUCAUCGAGGAGACGGGACACCGAUCGAGCUAGAGGCGACCGGUUUGUGUUUAAAAGCCGAUGGAGAUGGGCUUCGACCCUUACUCUCGAGGGAUUGUUUGAGCAACGAAAGUUCUUGGACAACCAUUUCUAACUCUAAGCUUCAUUUGGCUACGCUCACGAGACAUGGGAAUGGUUUGUGUUUAGAGAAAGACAGCUCGAAUUCAACGAGGAUUGUGAUGGGUAGAUGUGUUUGUGUUGGUGAUGAUUCAAAUUGCUUAGAUGAUACUCGGUCUCAAUGGUUUGAACUUGUUGUGACCAAUACUUUGUAAUUUGGUCACACGUGGAGUAACUAAAGAUUAGUGGCGUUUUGUCUUAUUGGAGUGACCUACAUAUUUUGGGUCGCUCCACUUCAUAUCCAGUCGUAAUGUCUUUCAAAAGAUAUCGUGUUGGGAUGCAUUCAGCUUUGAAAAUAAAUAUUUUUUCGAGACA